GAGAGGCCUCCGAGUGAGAAAGCAGAGGAGGAAGAAGCGCCGCCGCUGGUUCUUUCCUUUCUGUCGGUGAAGGUCCAACAAGGUGCCGAAAGAUGUCGCUGGCCAAGCCGGCCAUGAGGGGUCUGCUAGGGAGUCGUCUGCGCUUCCACCUGCCCAUCGCCUUCGGGCUGUCCAUCCUGGUGGCCGUCGGCUUCAAGUACACUGUGACGGAGCCGCGCAAGCAAGCGUACGCCGACUUCUACAAGCAAUACGACGCCGUCAAGGAGUUCAACGCCAUGCGGGAAGCCGGAGUCUUCGAGAGCGCGCGGCCCUCCGGAGAGUGAAAAGCCGUUCUGUUUCGUGCCUCUCAUUCCCGCUGUGAAGAUGUCGUUCCGCUCCUCCUCGGCUGUCAUUUACGUCAAAUAAAUGUCAAUCUCUUCAACAA
Phycodurus eques (leafy seadragon) is the source of this 424-nucleotide messenger RNA. Its product is annotated as cytochrome c oxidase subunit 6C-1. Bases 93 to 323 code for a protein of 76 amino acids. The record is from RefSeq and is a predicted model, not a curated record. The transcript has 4 exons. Lineage: Eukaryota; Metazoa; Chordata; Actinopteri; Syngnathiformes; Syngnathidae. Gene Ontology annotation, biological process: mitochondrial electron transport, cytochrome c to oxygen.